UUAACAUGUUCGAGUGGUGUCCGCGAUGGUCCAACCGUCCUCCAAAGGUCACCAUACCCUAAACAUCCGAUCCUACGUUUUGUUAUCGGCAGUUGUAUCCUUUAGCGUGAUGUUUGCCGUGCUAGCGACAGCUUUUUCGGUCACAAGAUCCGCAGUUCUCUCUCGGCCUCAUUAUUCUCCGUUACAUGCCUUCUCGUCGACAAGACUCGUUUGCUGGGCAUCUUCUUCGCCAGAAUCCGAGCCCAAGAAAGGGCGUGGCAACGAUGCGGUACGAAAACUGUUACAUAUUAUUACAGCUCGUUGCGAAAAGCUGCAAGCGAACCGCAUGCUAGCCGACACUCCGAACCCAAGGCACUGGAAUAAAACUCGUAACUUUUUGUACCGUAACGCCGACAGACUCUCAUCCAGUCAGGUCCGCCAAGUGCUCGACUUCUUGGAGGAAGCUUUCCCAAGCGACGGGGAGCUGGUGGUAUCCGUUCUCCAGCAGUCGCCUCGAAUAUUGCGAAAGAACGUGCGAACUCAUUUGCAACCAACGGUGGCCUUUUUGCGACAGCUCUACGACGAGGAAUUGUUUUACCAAGCUGUGUCUCGAAAUCCUGACUUGCUCUUGACGACGGGAGUUGGAUAUGACACCGAUGCGCUCGAUGCAGUCACGGUGUUUCUGCAAGACGAAUUGGACUUGUCCAUAGCGACAGUGUCCAAGUUAAAACGCACAGCUCCAUUUGUCUUUCAAAUAAAAUUGGCGCAAUUGUUCCUCAACGUAUUCUUUCUGAAAAAUGUUUUACAAGAUGGAGGAUAUUCAGAUGAGGUAAAAAUCAACAAGGCGAUCGGUAAAGUGGUGUCUUCUCAUCCCCAGAUUCUGCAAUUAUCGGUGGAAAAGAAGCUCCAACCAGCGCUUGACUAUUUGAGAGCACAGUGGCAACUGGAUCCACGCGAUAUCUCAACAGUGGUAUUUGGGAGUGGUGGUGCAGUCUUGGGAUUAUCUUUAGUUGAUAAUUUGCAGCCCACUGUACGCUUUUUAAGUCAAGUCCUCGCUAAGUAUGAUACCGAUGACGUAUCCUCGGAAUUGCGUCGGUGCAUCGUUGCCCAUCCCGGGUUGCUUUGUCUCUCGAUUACGAACUUACGCGCCAAAGUAGAGUAUUUUAACAGCAUUGACAUCUGCAGCAACAGCAACAUCUCUAAGCUUGGCAGUCACAAAAGAUCAAAUUCCUCGUUGGCGGCUCGCAUUUUGACGCGUGCACCCGCUGUCUAUUCGCUGAGCCUGGCUACGAAUAUUGUCCCUACCAUUGAGUUUCUCUCCUGCGUGUGGGGGACUACCGCUAAACAGUCAGUUGUCAUGCAAGGAAAUCCAACGACGGAGAUCGGAAAUCAAUUGAAGGGUGGCUCAGGGGUUAGCUUGAUGAGGCAGCCUGCUUUGGCAGCGUUGUUAAAGGAAUACCCAACAGUUCUUACAUUGAGUCUAGAAGGCAAUUUGCGACCGACGGUCAAGUUCUAUAAUCGCACGAAGUACAUUUUCUUAGAUGCUGAUUGGAAUAAUGUUGCCAAUGGUAUUGCACCUUUCGAAUCUGCGAAAAGUCCUACAUUGCGUGGUAGGUACCUGGCAGCGUCCUUGUUUCAUCGCCUCCUCCCCCGCUGGCACUACUUCUGCUGCUGUGACACGAUCGAAACGAAUAAAUCGCGCAGCCCCAAAGGGCUAGCAUUGCCCGCAAAACCGCCAUUGCACAUUUUGGUGAGUUCGUCGGACGCUGCCUUCUGCGAGCACAUGGGAUUUGAUCCCGAUGACUUCCGGGACUUCCAAACUCAGGCAAUUCCGAGACUCAAAUUCAGUUCACAAUUUGACACCUGGUUGAGAACCGGACGACCAAUUGAUGAGUAG
This is a messenger RNA of Phaeodactylum tricornutum CCAP 1055/1, 1876 nucleotides long. RefSeq lists its product with no specific name. The record is from RefSeq and is a predicted model, not a curated record. NCBI's taxonomy places the organism in Eukaryota, Bacillariophyta, Bacillariophyceae, Surirellales, Neidiaceae. Gene Ontology annotation, molecular function: double-stranded DNA binding. The coding region runs from base 26 to 1876 and encodes 616 amino acids. The transcript has a single exon. Gene Ontology annotation, biological process: regulation of DNA-templated transcription.